This is a messenger RNA of Giardia duodenalis, 513 nucleotides long. RefSeq lists its product as uncharacterized. The record is from RefSeq and is a predicted model, not a curated record. Bases 1 to 513 code for a protein of 170 amino acids. The transcript has a single exon. Lineage: Eukaryota; Fornicata; Diplomonadida; Hexamitidae.
AUGAAAAGUUGUUCGUGUGUUCAUCCGCUUGGCACUAACGACCCUGUGCGUACUUCAAGCACUCAAGAAUUGACAGCAUAUGGAACUCAGCGACCUUCUAAUGUGAUUGGUGUCGACUGGACAGGGCCUAUUACAGGCAAACCCAACCUUGCAUCGCACAGACAUGGCAUUGACCUACAAGAAGGGAGCAAUUCUUGUAUUGACAACUACAACCAGUAUCUCCCGGAAUCUUUGCUGACUGAGUCUGAUCCCUCUUACCAGGCUGGCUACACCCGUGUGUUGCAUUCUUCGUCUUCACGCAGCAGGGUCCCCACUCAGGUGUUUAAGCUUGCGCUUGAUAGAGAUAAUGUUAUGUGCCCUUAUUUGUAUGAAACGUAUAAGUACGCCUUAAACGAUAUGGCUAAUAGAAAGAUUGCAACAUUAACCAGAGGAUUAGUUCCGGCAGCGAUCCUAUCUGACAAGCUGCGUCCUACAAGCAGUUAUGCGCCAGUUCGCGUUCGCUAUCAUUUGUGA